Cooperia oncophora is the source of this 648-nucleotide messenger RNA. NCBI's taxonomy places the organism in Eukaryota, Metazoa, Nematoda, Chromadorea, Rhabditida, Trichostrongylidae. The record is from the annotation of a GenBank genome assembly.
AUGAGCCGAGAUGACAGUUCCGAUUCGGAUAGCGAUACCAGAGAAUCGGCGGGCUCAAAGAACAACAACCAUGCUGAACAAGGUGGCGUGAAAAGGGAAAGGAACGACGAUCAAGAAAAGUCCCCAUCACCUCCGGCGAAGAAAUCUAAAGAAGAGAGUAACCAUGAAGAUGUCAAGCCUAAGAAGAAAUCAAAAGACGAUGAAAAGGAUACUCCAUCUAAAUCUAUAGAGAGUCGCAGUAGCACAAAAGAAAAAGAAAAACAUGAUGAGAAGAAAAAGUCAAAGUCGGGCAAAGAUAAAGAAAAGGAGCGAGAAAAGGAUCGAAAGUCACGGAAAGAAAGAUCACGAUCUCGAUCGAGGUCUCCUGAUACAAAGCGGCGUAGGAGCGAUAAAGAGAAAAGUAGAAAAGAUAGAAAAAAGGACAAGGACAGCAACCGUAAAGAAAAAUCCAAGAGGGAGCAAGGACAUAUGGAGGACGAUGAAAGGAGAAAUGGUGAUUUGGAAGACGGCGAGGUAGUGGAACCAGCUCGGCAGCCGACUGCUAGGGAACUUGAGCGUAUGCGACUUAUGGAACAGUUGGCAAAAGAAGACGCGGAAGAAGAUGGACCCUCGUCAUCAGCGCGAAAUGACGAAAGGCGAGCUUCAUGA